Molecule: messenger RNA, 2951 nt
Organism: Pseudoliparis swirei
Lineage: Eukaryota; Metazoa; Chordata; Actinopteri; Perciformes; Liparidae
Product: N-acetyllactosaminide beta-1,3-N-acetylglucosaminyltransferase 2-like
Exons: 3
Coding region: 219-1574 (451 amino acids)
Cellular component (GO): membrane
Molecular function (GO): hexosyltransferase activity
Source: RefSeq, a predicted model, not a curated record
CGCGCGUGCGCCAAACGUUUCGACCUUUUUGACGUGUGUGUGUGUGUGUGUGUGUGUGAGUGUGUGUGUGUUCAUGUGGGAGAUUCGACAGGAGGCUCUCACGAGGACCCGCGCGCGACCCCGGACCCCACGAGAAAAGUGAGGAAUCGUCAAAAGAAGCGGCGGCUCUCAUCUUCACGUCGGCGUUAUCGGUUGUUAUUGAUAUCGGGCCCGUCCAGAUGGCUCCAGAAGCGGCGGCCUCCUCUUCCUCUUCCUCCUCUUCCUCCUCCACCACCCUAGAGCUCAUCCACAUGAGGCCAGCAGGGGCUGGGCCUCCAUCACACCCAACUGACCGAUCACCUCCACACCAGCCACAGACGCAGAGAAGAGGCGCCAUGCAGUCGGCGUGCCAGAAGGCGAGGCUGCUCUGCGUGGCGCUCGCCGCGCUCGUCUGCCUCCUGGUGGCCACGCGGUGGAACUUCAGGCGCGACCGAGCCGACGGCAACAGGAUUCGAAUCCCGACCGCCAGGUUCUGGCACCGGCGGGAGCGCAGCCGCUCCUUCUGGAACAAGGAGCAGGAGUACCUGGACUUCGUCCACAACCCCAUCAUCAGCUCGCCGCCCGCCGACGGCUCCCUCGCCGCGUGGCCCGAUUGGCUGAACGACACCGGGCCGCGCGACCCUUGCGAACCGGACCGCCGGGUCGCCGAGCAGAUCGCGGACUACGUCUCGCUGCCGCAGCGCCUCCAGGAUUUCCUCCUGCACAUGCGCUGCCGGACGUACCCGAUGCUGAUCGACCAGCCGGCCGUCUGCGCCGAGGAGCCCUUCCUGCUGCUGGCGGUCAAGUCCCCGAUCGCGCACUUCGACCGGCGGCAGGCCAUUCGGGAGACGUGGGGUCGGGCGGGCGCCGUGGCCAACCGCACCGUGGCGACGGUGUUCCUGCUGGGCAACGGCGUGCCGGCGGACUUCCUGCCGGACCUGCGGGGGAUGCUGCGCCACGAGGCGGCGCUUCACGGAGACCUCCUCCAGUGGGACUACCGGGACUCCUUCUACAACCUGACCCUGAAGGAGGUGCUCUUCCAGGAGUGGUUCGCACGGAAAUGCCGCCGCGCCCGCUUCGUCCUCAAGGGCGACGACGACGUCUUCAUCAACACGCCGCGGGUCCUCGAGCUCCUCGGAGGCCUCGAGGAGACGAAGGUCAAGGACUUCUUCAUCGGCGACGUCAUCAGCAGAGCCGGUCCGCACCGGGAUCGCAAACUCAAGUACUUUGUCCCGGAGAGCGUGUUCGCGGGGGGCUACCCGCCGUACGCCGGCGGCGGCGGGUACCUGUACUCGGGGGAGUUGGCGCUGCGGCUGCGCGCCGCGUCUCGCCGGAUGAUCCUGUACCCCAUCGACGACGUCUACACCGGGAUGUGUCUGGCCAAGCUGGGCCUGGCGCCCGAGGACCACGCCGGCUUCAAGACCUUCAACAUCGACGAGAAGUACCGGUUCAGCCCCUGCGUCUACCGGAGCCUGAUGCUGGUGCACAGCCGGACGCCACAGGAGAUGAAGAGGAUCUGGUCCUGGAUCAGCCACCCCGAGCUCGUCUGCCCCUGAACGCCUCAUCUCCUCAGUUUAGUUCUGUUGGAUCCACAAGCAGAACCUCCGAGUUGUACUUGUCCUUUUCCACUAUUAUUACAGUCUAUAAUAAUAAUAAUAAUAAUAAUACGUGAUUAAUAUAGUGCUUUUCAAAGUCCUCAAAGUCACUUUAGAAAUGUUUUAAAAUCAUCAUCAAAAAUUAUAAAAACCCGGAGUACACAAUCAAGCAGUUUUAAAGAUAAACACAUAUAUAUAUAUAUUAUUGUAUCUAUAUUUGUUUAUAUAUAUAUUUUUAUAACUUUUUAUAUAUAUAUAUAUAUUUAUAUCAAUAUUUUAUAUAUAUAUAUAUGAGAGAGAGAGAGAGAUUUCAUAUAUAUAUAUAUAUAUAUCGAUAUAAAUAUUACAGAAAGUCUACAUCUACUGCCGGGAACUAAAACACGUCUUUUCCGACUAUCUUGAAUAAAAACAGAUUAGCUCUUAUUUAUUUACUUACUUAUGGUAUUUUUGGUAAUUUGUCUUUCUUGAAGAAAUGUAACUUUCUUGAUUCUUGUUGUUCUGAGUUUGAACUCGUGGUUGAAAGCGAUUGUAAGUCGUCAGCUAAUUGACAAAAAAGUAAUAUAUAUAUAUAUAUAUAUAUAUUACUUUUAUAUAUAUUAAUAUAUAUAGGUUCAAAUUCUCGGAAGCUUUUGUGCAUGUUAGCGGGCUCAUUAUAAGGUUCAUAUCUAGCGUAUCUGUUAAAUUACUUUAAAAGUUUGCAACGCCCCGUGUUUAUGCCUGCAGCGUUUAUUCUGUGUUGAGCGUUUGGCGUUACAAUCUUUUUUUUAUUGCAUCUUUUGGUUAAAAAUCACAGUGGAGCAUGGGAGGGACAAAGCUCCUCCCACAAAGACGUGAUCAAAAGUGUUCUUAUAAAGUGUAUGUUGUGUUUAAAAAAGUUUACCACACAUGGAUUUCACUUGUGUGUUUAAUGUGUGCAGGUAUUUUUGGACUAAUGUAAGAUAAGAGUAGAGGAGAUAUGUCCCUAAUUGAUCGGAGAAACUCAGGUAUUCUAAUAAAAGAAGAAUAAAGUAUAAUUAUAUAAAUAAAGAAUAUAAAUAGAGGUAAACAUAGAAACUUUACAAAAGCAAUUAAAGGCAAGAGGUACAAAUACACACAGUACCUACGACUAGUACUUUUAAACUAAUAUAUGAAGUGUUUUGUCUGUAUUUAUAGAUAUAUAUAAUAUAUAUUUAUAUUAUAUAUAAAUAUUUAUAUAUAUAAUAUAUAUUUGAUAUAUAUACUAUAUAUAUUGUACUACUCAAUAAUUGUGAAACGGUUGCUGCUCUUUCUGGGCUUUCAUUCUGGGUGAUUGUGUUUAUACAGUACGCAUGUUUAAAUAAUAAAGUAUUUUCGAUCAUU